GCCCUCGGGGAGCAGCAGCAGCAGGGUCCGCGGCCGCUCGCAGCGCUGCGGAGAGGCGGACCGGGCGCGAGGAGGACAGCUGCGCCACGGGUGGCAUUGUGCUUCUCUGCGUGCAGGAGUACUCCCAGAAGAGAGGUGAGGCAGAGCCGGGAGAGCUAGGUUGCUUCAGCAGGGAAGACUCCCUUCCCCCGUGCUUCAGGCUGCUGAGCACUGAGCAUCGCUGAGAAUGGAAGCCAUCGCCAAAUAUGACUUCAAAGCUACUGCAGACGAUGAGCUGAGCUUCAAAAGGGGGGACAUCCUCAAGGUUUUGAAUGAAGAAUGUGAUCAGAAUUGGUACAAGGCAGAGCUCAAUGGAAAGGAUGGCUUCAUACCCAAGAACUACAUAGAGAUGAAACCACACCCGUGGUUUUUUGGCAAAAUCCCCAGAGCCAAGGCAGAAGAGAUGCUUAGCAAACAGCGGCACGAUGGGGCCUUUCUAAUCCGGGAGAGUGAGAGUGCUCCUGGGGAUUUCUCCCUCUCGGUCAAGUUCGGAAAUGAUGUGCAGCACUUCAAGGUGCUCCGCGAUGGAGCCGGAAAGUACUUCCUCUGGGUGGUGAAGUUCAAUUCCUUGAAUGAGCUGGUAGAUUACCACAGAUCGACAUCCGUGUCCAGAAACCAGCAGAUAUUCCUGCGGGACAUAGAACAGGUGCCACAGCAGCCGACAUAUGUCCAGGCCCUCUUUGACUUUGACCCCCAGGAGGACGGUGAGCUGGGCUUCCGCCGGGGAGACUUCAUCCACGUCAUGGAUAACUCAGACCCCAACUGGUGGAAGGGAGCUUGCCACGGGCAGACGGGCAUGUUUCCCCGCAACUACGUCACCCCCGUGAACCGGAACGUCUAAGAAGCAGAGUAUUUAAAGAAAGUGAAAAAUUGAAAACACAAAGAGAAUUACACCCACAAGCUGCCUCUAACAGCAGCCUGUAGGGAGCUCAGAACAUCCGGCUGGUCACACUGGUGACCCUCUCACUUUCAUUGGAACUUUGGGGGGUGGGAGGGGGCUUGGAUAUCAGAAUUCCAAAAUUUACCUAUUGAAUUAAGUUUUUAUUACAGAUUCUCCACACUGCUCCCGUUCCCCUCCUGUGUCCUCCUUCUCAUCUUUUUCUCCUGUCCUUCAGUGCAUGACAUUUAAGGCCACAUAUAGUCCCAGCUGAUGCCAAUAAUAAAAGAAAAGAAACCAAGCGGGCUGGUAUUUUCUCUAUGCAAAAUGUCUGUUUUAGUGGAAAUGACUGAAAGAACAGCUGUCUCCAUGUUUCUCAUGUAUACACACAAAAGGAGCGGGCCGGGUGGCCUGGGCCUGAGCUGCGCGCCUCGGCCGGAGGAGAGCCCCGUCCAGCCGGACAGAGCGCGGGAGGACGCCGCGGCUUCCAGAGAAAGACUGCGAACCUGCGCCUCUGCCCACUUCGGUCCCUCUCCAGAUGUUGUUUUUUCAUAGUGCCUUUUUCCUUAUUUCAAGGGUUGCUUAUGAGCGGUGUUCUUUAUUUUGUUUUAAAGUAAGUUAAAGACGGUCCAGAGCUAUUCAUCCAGUUUGUCUCCUACUCUAUGUAAAUAUUUUUCCCUCACAGGAAGGGAAAGCAGGGGAGAGAAAGGAGACAAGCAGAAGUGGAGGGUAUGGGCAGUUUGCCUGUCCUAACCCAGAAAUCUUUGCGGGUUCAGCUUUAAUAUUUGUGAGCCCCGCCCCCAGGUGAAGGGAUCUGUCUGUGAGGCUGUCAGAGUCUUUGACCUCCAGGGCUCGGGUGUAGCUUGCUUCUCCUGUCCCGAGACUCUGGGAGCUAGCAAGUUGCAAACAGAAGCCAGAGGAGAAAAUAGCUUCUAACUGCCCUUAGCUGUCGCAGUCCGUAUUCCCACAUGGGUGAGAAUUACAGUUCUUGCUUUUCAUUUUUCUUGCUCUUAAAAUGAGGUCCUGGCUUUCCCGAGUGCCCUAACCUGCAGGGUGAGCACUGGGACGGCAGCCAGGAAGAGCAGGUAGUGGUCCCUCCAUUCACAGGGGGCCCUUAGCACCCCCGGUGGACGGUGUGGGAAUGGUUGCUCCCCCCACUGUCCCACACAGCAGGGAGAGUCGGGAGGCACUGGGGAGGACAGGAAGGCCUAGGCUGCUGCGGAGCUCUCUGUCCAUCUGUCAACUUUUGGUCCCUCGUAAUGUGCCUGUAGUCCGUUUCUCCCCAGCCCACCUCCCGCCACAAAACAAGGCCACUUCCAUUUCUCUUCCUGGAAGUUAGUGGUAGUCUUGGACCUUUGAGUUCUGAUGGGUCGGCGGCGUGCUCCUGGACUCUGGUUAUGGAGAUGGACUCAGCCUGGAGCACCGCAAGGCCCGGGCUCUCCCUGCCUCACCUGGCUCCCUCUUAAUCCUGCUGCUCCGCUCCUCACUGAUGAUAAAGGAAUCUCUGGCGUUUUACACCUGGACCAUUUGAUUGUUUUAUUUUGGAAUUGGUGUAUAUCAUGAAGCCUUGCUGAACUAAGUUUUGUGUGUAUAUAUUUAAAAAAAAAAAAAUCAGUGUUUAAAUAAAAAGACCUAUGUACUUAAUCCUUUAACUGCGGAUAGCAUUUGGUAGGUAGUGAUUAACUGUGAAUAAUAAACCUACAAUGAAUUCUUGUGAAUAAAUAUUCAAUGAAUUCUUCA
This is a messenger RNA of Chinchilla lanigera (long-tailed chinchilla), 2656 nucleotides long. RefSeq names its product growth factor receptor-bound protein 2 (gene Grb2). NCBI's taxonomy places the organism in Eukaryota, Metazoa, Chordata, Mammalia, Rodentia, Chinchillidae. The record is from RefSeq and is a predicted model, not a curated record. Bases 227 to 880 code for a protein of 217 amino acids. The transcript is spliced from 6 exons. Gene Ontology annotation, molecular function: protein binding.